AUGAAGUCGUCUUCCCCUCCCAAAGCUAGUCGCUUUUCGACCGAUUAUGGAUCAGGAAAUUUCAAGGAAAUGAGCAUAAAAUACAAAGAGAUAAUAUCAACCCUCCCCAGACGAGAAACUCCCUAUCCUCCUUAUGAAUUCUGCCAAUACAAAGGCUUUUGGUUCCCUUUUAGCUUCCUAGAAGGAAUUGCAUUUUUAUCAGAGGUCUUCAAGGCUGAAUCUUCUGAUAUUUUCCUGUGCAGUUUUCCAAAAACAGGCACCAAUUGGCUUAAAGCCUUGGCAUUUUCUAUUAUGACAAGAUCAGAUCAACUUUUUUAUGACUCCACCAAGUUAACCCAAGAAAUUGUACCAACAAUGGAAACUGAUUAUGUCUUAAACCCUACUUUUCUAGACGCUCAUGAGUUGCCAUUGUUUGCUACACAUCUUCCUUACUCUCUUUUACCACAAUCCAUAUUAGACACAGAUUGCAAGAUCGUUCACAUAUGUAGGGAAUCCAAAGAUACAUUUGUUUCUCUAUGGCAUUUUACUAAAACAAUAAAGAAAACCUUUGAAGAACUUAAGGAUAUCCCCAGUAAUCCACUCGAACAACAGUUCGAAAAUUUUUGUGAAGGAAAAUCGUUUUGUGGACCUUUUUGGGAUCACGUUACAACAUACUGGAAAGCAAGUGUAGAUAGACCCAAUAGAGUGUUCUUUUUGACGUACGAAGAUUUAAAGAGUGAUACUUUGGGUUAUGUGAAGAAGUUAGCAGAGUUUAUGGGAAACCUUUCUCUGAGGACGAAGAAGAAGCGCAAGAUCCGAGGUCCCGGAGUAGCACUUGGUCAUCUACAGUAG
Messenger RNA from Nicotiana attenuata, 831 nucleotides. Its product is annotated as cytosolic sulfotransferase 17-like. The transcript has 2 exons. Gene Ontology annotation, molecular function: sulfotransferase activity. Gene Ontology annotation, cellular component: cytoplasm. Gene Ontology annotation, biological process: sulfation. The coding region runs from base 1 to 831 and encodes 276 amino acids. The record is from RefSeq and is a predicted model, not a curated record. NCBI's taxonomy places the organism in Eukaryota, Viridiplantae, Streptophyta, Magnoliopsida, Solanales, Solanaceae.